GUCGAUCCCUCCCACCCGCCAAUGCUUGUGAACAGCAAGUACGAGGACCCGAUACGGACGGACUCCAUCCCGGAAGACCAAGAAACGCUAUGGAGAGUCAAGUAUCAACCUAACGGUGAGCGGAGCGAAGUGACGCAGUACAUGUACCUGCGCUUCCGGCGGGGGGGAAACGUCCACGGUGUGGGGUACGAGGAGUCCAGGAAGCUGUGCAAGAUUACGGGCAAGUACAAGUUGAACGCUCGGACGAACCAGACGGCGCUAGCCCUCCAGUGCAAGUUUUCCAACGAGUGCGAUACCGUCUUGUUCCACGGCUGGGGGAACGGUACGGGGCUGGUCGGAAACUGCUACAUCCGAGAGAUCGACCCGUUCUCCGCCUUUUCGGGAAUACCGGGCAUACGGCAGCUCAGCCGCGACAAGUACAAGGGCUCGUUUCUGAUGCUCAAGCAGUCAGGGAUGGGGGGGGCGAAGCUGAGGUCCAUGGUCCACACGAGAAGGGUGCACAAGUGGGCGGGGGCCUGCUUCCCGGACGACUCGGUCCCCAUGCCGCAGUCUCCCAUGCGCUCCCCCGGCGCCACGCCGAGGUCGGGCAUCACCCCCAAGUCUUCCAGGGGGCGGGGGGCAGGAAGAGAAAACGGGUACUCCCCUGUGGAGGGCCAGGGCAGCACGCGCGGCGGCCGCGGGAGGAGGGGAUUCGCCAGGUCGACCGCACGGCCGGGGUCUCCCGCGACGAGCCAAGGCGGCAGCAACAAGUCGGACAGCUUGGGGAAGAAGAUCCGGCGGCUCUUCCACCGAAAGAGGCCAACCCUCGAUAUUCAGCUCCAGGACCGCACUUCCGACUGGAGCACGCGGGGAAGCACUUCGGGCGAGGUUCCACCAUGGGUGCGCCAGGGAACGCCAGGGUCGGAAGAAGCAGAGAUGACGGAAUUGCGGGGGGGUUAUCACGGUGGUCACGCCCGCCGCCGCACCGGCUACGACGACGAUGAUGACGACGGCAACGGCAACGGGGGAAGCAUGUACGGGUACUCCCCCUCGUCGACCAGUAGGCCGUCGACUGCGGGAGGAAAGCGAUCGAAGCCAGUCCAGACCGCGAACUACCUCGACCUCGAAGGGGUAAGAGCAAGUACAACGCCCUGUCUUCUUGGGGGAGGAGCCCUGGGCGAGGAGGUGGAUAGUGCUGUCGAACUGUUCCCUCCAGAAUCGCGCGUUAUCUGA
Molecule: messenger RNA, 1212 nt
Organism: Ectocarpus siliculosus
Lineage: Eukaryota; Phaeophyceae; Ectocarpales; Ectocarpaceae
Source: the annotation of a GenBank genome assembly